AUGGAAGUUGUCAGAUCUUCCUCUGUUACACCAAUUCAUAUCCCAACUUCCACAAGCAAAAAAGGUUUCACCAAACCCAAAUUCUUGAAUGUUCAGUUUCAUCCAAUACCCGGUUCAUCUUUCUUAAGAAUCUACAAGAAAACAUCACCAAAAUCCAAGCUUUUCACAACCAUAUCAUCAUCACCAUCCUCUGUUUCAACAGGAACACAUGAGCCAGAACUUGAAGCUGACUCUCAAGCAGAGAAGUUUGAUUGGUAUGCACAAUGGUAUCCGGUUAUGCUAGUUUAUGAUUUGGACAAGAGGGUGCCACAUGGAAAAAAGGUAAUGGGUCUUGAUAUUGUGGUGUGGUGGGAUAGGACUGAGAGUACAUGGAAAGUCUUUGAUGAUGCUUGUCCUCAUAGACUGGCUCCAUUAUCUGAAGGAAGAAUUGAUCAAGCAGGAAGGUUGCAGUGUGUGUACCAUGGUUGGUGCUUCAAUGGCUCUGGUGACUGCAAGUUCAUCCCUCAAGCUAAACCAGAUGGUCCUCCAAUCCACACUUCCAAGAAAGCAUGUGCAGCAGUUUAUCCAAGCACAGUGCAUCAUGACAUGGUGUGGUUUUGGCCGAACUCCGAUCCACAAUACAAAGAUAUCAUUACCAAGAAGCAACCUCCCACCAUCCCAGAAUUGGAUGAUCCAUCAUUUUUCAAGUUAACUGGUUGUAGAGAUAUUCCUUAUGGAUAUGAAGUCUUGAUAGAAAACCUGAUGGAUCCUGCUCAUAUUCCCUAUGCACAUUAUGGAAUUAUGAAAACACAACCACCAAAAGUGAAGGCGGAUAGAGAAGGGGGCAGCCCGGUUGAAUUGAGUGUUACGAAACUAGGCCUAGAUGGUUUCAUUGGAAAUCAAGAUCAGUUUGGUGCUAGUAAAUUCUUCGCACCAUGUACCUCUUAUGCUUCCGGCAAUCCUGUGGUUGAUCAAGUUGAUAACGUUGCUUCAUCUGCUGGAAGAGAAAAGGCAAACAUUUACUUGAUAGGAGACGAGCGCAAGAUCAUGGAUAUCGGCCCUGCCAACUGGCAAAAGGCCUGUUUUGUGCCAACAAAAGCAGAUGCCUUUGUGGUUGGUUUCAGAAGAUGGUUGAACAAGUAUUCUGGUGGUCAAGUUGAUUGGAGGGGGAAGUACAGUGGGGCUCUUCCCCCAACUCCUCCUAGAGAGCAGCUGUUGGACAGGUACUGGUCCCAUGUGGUAAACUGUCCCAGUUGCAAUGCGGCAUAUAAGCGUCUCAAUGCACUAGAGGUGAUUCUGCAGGUUGCUUCUCUAGCUCUCAUUGGGAUUGCUGCUGCAACCAAGCACAACGUCAAUACAAUGGUUGCAAUGGCAGUAGUAUGCUUUGCAGGUUCUAGAUGGUCGGCUCACUUCAUCUACAAAACCUUCCACUACCAUGACUACAAUCAUGCUUUUCGCUAA
This is a messenger RNA of Dovyalis caffra, 1440 nucleotides long. Lineage: Eukaryota; Viridiplantae; Streptophyta; Magnoliopsida; Malpighiales; Salicaceae. The record is from the annotation of a GenBank genome assembly.